GAGAGCGUAAUUCUAUAUCGGAGUGAUUGUGUGAUUUUUGACCUCGGAAUGGUGUAGUUUAUGAAUAUAAGUUGCAUUUUUCGACAAGCAACUGGGCCCUAAAGUAAAGAAUCACCUCGUUUUUGAUUCGGUCGGAAAUUUAAUUUAAAAAACGCAAAAUUUUUGAGUGCAGGGAUUUUCAUACUGAAUAGUUGGAUCGGGGGCUUGGUGACGUCACCAAAUGUCAUUCCAUAGUUUGUGAGGUUAUCAACAUUCAUUUAAAGAACAAAUUAUUUGCAGUCUACCAAACAUGUGUGUACUUGUGUAAACUUUGACAAAUGUCGAGUCCUUACUAUCAAAUAACGUAAUUUUUACGUAACUCAAAAGUACAAGCAUGUCUGAUGAUAUAAUUUUACUGUCUUCGGAUGAUGAAUGUGAGAGCCCUCCACCAAAGAAAAUUAAACCGGCCGGCUUUGAAUUUGAUGUCUUUGAAAAGUUAAAUAAGCUUACAGACAUUAUAGCGGUUCCAUGUCCAGAGAAAAAACAGUUUGUGCAAAAGAUUGAAGAAAGUCGUCUUACCAUCGUCAUUGAAAGCGACGAAAAAAACUUUGCAGGUAAAGAAAACGAAAACAACAUUGUCAAUCUCACAGAUGAGUCCUUGGAAGAGUGCGCUGAUGAACAAAAAGAUGUCAAUACUAGCAGCGACUGCCUGAUCGUGGCCUCCGACUCGGAAACAGAAGAAAAUCUAGCGCCUCCACCGAACCCGUCCUCCCCCAAACAACCCGACCAAAACCGCGAAGAGCAAAACGGAAUCGAGCAAAACGGCCACGCAAAUCACGAAACUUCCCCCGAACUAGAGCCAAAACCAGCGCUCAAGACCAGCACGGUCGAAAACGACGACCUCUUGAACAGACCGUCAACGUCGAAAGCGUCGGACGCUCACAAACUCCUGGACGAGUUUCUCGAAACUUGCGCCAAGUCGCUAAAAGGCUCGAAAUACGAAAGCAAAGUGCUGCCCAAGUUCCCGAAAAUAAAGAACAACUUCGAUAAGUGCGACAGCAUACAUGGGGAACCUAACUUGAGGAAGAUGCUGCAGGAGUACAUAUCCACGGCGAAGAUUUCGGCACCCGAGGCCGUCGUGGCUUUCCAGAGGAUGUACUCGUAUUUGUUGGACAAUAUCAACGGGGACGCGAUCGAAGUGCCCGAGGAGCAUCUCAAGAAGUUGAAGAUUUUGGAGAAGACUUGCAAGAAAUUGUUGAAAAGACUGAAGAUUUUGGAGAAUGCUGAAGUGAAUUUUGAGGACGAGGACGAUUCGACGUAUAUGCAGAUCGAUAGGUACUCGAAAAGACUGAAUCAGGUGUAUGCCAAGUACUGCCAACUGUUGGAAAGGAGUCCGUAUGCUGGGCGGUUGCUGCACGAGAGGAUCCAGUUCGUGUCUUCCAAGUAUAACGAAAUUAACAGGGCUAUCACCAAGUCGUACAAAAACAACAAAUUCCCGAGUUACCACGAAAUUGAGAAAUGUAUACGAAAAUGUGUUGCGAAACACAACCUAGGCUUAUCAGAAGGGGAAAUUAAAGAAGAGAGUAAGCAGUGUUUUACGAAGAUGGGGAACCUGUUGCAGAUGAGACGGAAAAAGGAGCUGUACGAAGUACAUUGCGGAUUUAUCGCUUUGAACGAAGACCCCGCAAAUACGGAUGAAAACCUAAAAUCCAAAUUGCAGGACAGUUUACAGGAAGGUGACAAGAAAAUGAAGCAAGUCGUUGACAAAUACGCGCAAAUGCAAGAAAAUAAUGUCAGUGUCGAGCUGAGUGAAGACAGUGACGAUAGCAAUUAUAAAGAAAGUGAUAGCGAACCGGAAGUGUAAUUUAGGAACGUGUCAGCGAUUUGUUUUUAUAUAUGUAACUAUUUGAAUUAGUAACGAAUGUUUGGAAGUGUUUUCACGUGUUUGUUUGGUUUUUUCAUCAGAUAAAUUAUGUUUUGUAAGUAGUCUCAACUGUGUGACCAUUUGAAAAAAGAAAUUAAAAAGGUACUUUUUUAAAGGAGAUUAAAUUGA
Molecule: messenger RNA, 2032 nt
Organism: Zophobas morio
Lineage: Eukaryota; Metazoa; Arthropoda; Insecta; Coleoptera; Tenebrionidae
Product: death domain-associated protein 6-like
Exons: 7
Coding region: 374-1843 (489 amino acids)
Molecular function (GO): histone binding
Source: RefSeq, a predicted model, not a curated record